Molecule: messenger RNA, 2881 nt
Organism: Esox lucius (northern pike)
Lineage: Eukaryota; Metazoa; Chordata; Actinopteri; Esociformes; Esocidae
Product: cytochrome P450 3A27
Exons: 13
Coding region: 281-1819 (512 amino acids)
Molecular function (GO): steroid hydroxylase activity; iron ion binding; heme binding
Source: RefSeq, a predicted model, not a curated record
CCGGAGCCCAGUGGAACUAGUCAUAAUAAUCUAAGUCACUAAAUAGGGAAUAGUGUGCUACUUGGGACUCAGACCCUCCUACUUCCGGGGGAAUCUUUUUUUCCGGGCUGAUAAAAGACAACCACAACACUGAAAACACAGAAGAAUCACGGUCAGGAGACUAGAACCGAACACAAAAACCACUGAACGCCAUUGUGAACAGUGUGGGAACUCGAACUGAACCAGAGAUAAAACUGAGCCUUUGUUUACAGGAGGAGCAGCGAGCCGAACUGCAGGAGAGAUGAGGAGUUUUCUACCGUAUUUCUCAGCUGAAACCUGGACCCUUCUGGUCCUGCUGAUCACCCUGAUUGUAGUGUAUGGAUACUGGCCCUACAGUUUCUUUACUAAACUGGGGAUCCCUGGUCCUAAACCCCUUCCAUUCCUUGGCACUAUGUUGGAGUACAAGAAGGGUUUCACUAGAUUUGACACAGAGUGCUUUCAGAAGUAUGGUAGAAUCUGGGGGAUCUAUGAUGGAAGGCAGCCUGUUCUCUGUACGAUGGACAGAACCAUGAUCAAGACCAUCCUCAUUAAAGAAUGUUACAACAACUUCACCAACCGCAGGAACUUCCAUCUGAAUGGGGAACUAUAUGAUGCUUUGUCCAUUGCCGAGGACGACGCAUGGAAAAGAAUCCGCAGUGUCCUGUCUCCAUCCUUCACCUCUGGAAGACUGAAAGAGAUGUUUGGUAUCAUGAAGCAGCAUUCUUCUAACCUGCUGAAUGGAAUGAAGAAGCAGGCAGAAAAAGGCCAGGCUAUUGAACUGAAGGAGUUCUUUGGACCGUACAGUAUGGACGUGGUCACCAGCACAGCAUUCAGUGUGGAUAUUGACUCCCUGAACAACCCUUCAGAUCCAUUUGUCUCCAAUGUGAAGAAGAUGCUCAAGUUUGACCUGUUCAAUCCACUUUUUCUCCUUGUUGCAUUAUUCCCCUUCACGGGUCCUGUCAUGGAGAAGAUGAAGUUUUCAUUCUUCCCUGUGGAGGUGACAGACUUCUUUUAUGCCUCCCUGGCCAAGAUCAAAUCUGGACGGGGCACUGGGAACACCAAUGGUCGUGUGGAUUUCUUACAGCUGAUGAUCGACUCUCAGAAAGACAGCAAAACAAAGACAGGAGAAGAACAGAAUAAAGGACUGAGUGAUCAUGAGAUCUUGUCUCAGGCCAUGAUCUUUAUCUUCGCUGGCUAUGAGACAACCAGCAGCACAAUGAGUUUCCUGGCCUAUAACCUGGCUGUUAAUCCUCAUGUCAUGACCAAACUGCAGGAGGAGAUAGAUACUGUGUUCCCCAACAAGGCUCCCAUCCAGUAUGAGGCUCUGAUGCAGAUGGAGUAUCUGGACAGUGUGUUGAAUGAGUCUCUGAGACUAUACCCCAUCGCCGCCCGUCUGGAGAGGGUCACCAAGAAGACGGUUGAGAUCAAUGGUAUCAUCAUCCCUAAAGAUUGUGUUGUAUUAGUCCCCACCUGGACUCUCCACCGUGACCCUGAGAUCUGGUCCGACCCUGAGGAGUUCAAACCUGAAAGGUUCAGUAAGGAGAACAAGGAGUCUAUUGACCCGUACUCUUACAUGCCGUUUGGGGCGGGGCCCAGGAACUGUAUCGGGAUGCGUUUUGCCCUGAUCAUGAUCAAACUGGCCAUGGUGGAGAUCCUACAGAGUUACACCUUCACCGCCUGUGAUGAGACCCAGAUCCCACUGGAGAUGGACAUCCAGGGUCUGCUGAUGCCAAAACAACCAAUCAAACUGAAGCUGGAACCCCGUAAUGCCCCUAGCAACACUGGCUCAACAGCAGCAUAAUCAAUUACCUGUCAUGACCCUACCCUGUCAUUACCCUUCCCUGACAUACUCUAUGCUGUCAUUACUCUACCCUCAAAUACCAUACCCUGGCAUACACUACCCGGUUAUUACCAUACCCUGCCAUUACCCUACACUGUCAUUACCCUUCUUUGAAUACCCUAUGCUGUCAUUAUCCUUCCCUGACAUACUCUAUGCUGUCAUUACCCUUCCCUGACAUACCAUAUGCUGCAAUGACCCUACGCUGUCAUUACCCUUCCCUGACAUACCCUACGCUGCCAUUACCCUAUGCUGUCAUUACCCUUCCCUGACAUACCCUAUGCUGCCAUUACCCUACACUGUCAUUACCCUUCCCUGACAUACCCUAUGCUGCCAUUACCCUUCCCAGACAUACCCUAUGCUGACAUUACCCUACACUGUCAUUACCCUUCCCUGACAUACCCUAUGCUGCCAUUACCUUACACUGUCAUUACCCUUCCCUGACAUACCCUAUGCUGUCAUUACCCUUCCCAGACAUACCCUAUGCUGACAUUACCCUACCAUAUCAUUACCCCUCCCUGACAUACCCUAUGCUGCCAUUACCCUACCAUAUCAUUACCCCUCCCUGACAUACACUAUGCUAUCAUUACCAUACCCUACCCUGUCAUUAUUCUACCCAUGCAUACCCUACCUUUUCAUUACCCUACCCUCUCAUUACCCUGUAGUAAUGCAACAUGUGGUACCCAUUUUUGGAACAGCCUGCAACAAGUCUUUGCACCACAAAAACCUAUUUGCCAGUUGGUCAGCUGAGGACCCUGUGUGCUUUGUCUUUAAUGACAAUUGGUCAGCUGAGGACCCUGUGUGCUUUGUCUUUAAUGCCAAUUGGAACUGUUUUUUGAUUUAUUUCUGUGACUGUGUGAUGUGGAGAUUGCUUUGUUUAAAGUGUUUUAAGGAUUCAAUUUAUUUUAAUUUGUAGUAGUUAUUGUAACUGUGUUGAUGUGCUCAGGUCAAUGUAGUGGAUGAUACCCUAAUCUCAGUGUUUAAAACUGAAUCAAGGAGCAAUAAAAAAUAAAUACACUCUUCACA